Messenger RNA from Salvia hispanica, 1571 nucleotides. Its product is annotated as homeobox protein knotted-1-like 2. Gene Ontology annotation, molecular function: DNA binding; DNA-binding transcription factor activity, RNA polymerase II-specific. The record is from RefSeq and is a predicted model, not a curated record. Gene Ontology annotation, cellular component: nucleus. Lineage: Eukaryota; Viridiplantae; Streptophyta; Magnoliopsida; Lamiales; Lamiaceae. Gene Ontology annotation, biological process: regulation of DNA-templated transcription.
AGUGGGAAACAAGGAAAAGAAAACAAAAAAAAGAAUUGCUUCAGUUGUCAAUCGCUUCUUGUCAAAGCGGUACUGUCAUCUUUCCUUUCCAAUAAUUCUCCCAAUUUCACUCAACAAAUCUCCGUCUUGUCAACCACCGCACCUCCGCCCUCCCUCCGCCGCACUCCAUCUCCAUGCUGCCACACCACUCUUCUUCUCCUCCACUCUCACAACACAAAAAACACCUCCGAUUCACUUGAUUUGAUCACAAUUUUACAAUCCUAGCCAGAUUCUACCUAGGGUUUCAAUUUCCAUCUUCUUCUCGAUUUCGAAUUUUCCGAUCUCCAAUUCUCCUCCAAUGGAGGAAUACAAUCAUGAGAUGAGCGGAAGCUCGAAUUCGAGGUGCAAUUUUGUGUACGGAGACUCCUCAGUGUAUGGAAGGAACGCCUUCCACAUCCAAUCGCCGGAUUGCUACGAUCAAUCGGAACCGCAGCAUCAGCAUCCAACGGUCAAAACUGAAUCGCGAAAUCGGUUUCACUACGCUCCGGCGGCGGCGGAGGACCACCGCCGCCGCCACGAUCGGAGGCUGGAGAAUCACGAUUCCGGCGAAGCGGAGUCUAUCAAGGCUAAAAUUAUCGCUCACCCUCAGUAUUCGAGCCUCUUGGAUGCUUACAUGGACUGCCAAAAGGUUGGAGCGCCGCCGGAUGUGGUGGCGCGGCUCGCGGCAGUGCGGCAGGAGUUUGAGGCCAGCCAGCGAGCCGCGGUGGCGGCCGGGAGAGAUGUUUCCAAGGAUCCGGAACUCGACCAGUUCAUGGAAGCAUAUUAUGAUAUGUUAGUGAAGUAUAGAGAGGAGUUGACGAAGCCGAUUCAUGAAGCCAUGGAGUUCAUGCGACGGAUUGAGAAGCAGCUCAGCCUUCUCACUAAAAAUUCUGAGGAAAAAUACGAGGGUGGCGCCUCGUCCGAAGAAGAGCACGACCACAGCGCGGGAGAGUCAACAGAAGUAGCUAAGAUCGAUCCAAGAGCCGAGGACCGGGAGCUGAAGAACCAUCUCCUGAAAAAGUACAGCGGCUACCUGAGCAGCCUCAAGCAGGAGCUCUCGAAGAAGAAGAAGAAAGGGAAACUCCCCAAAGACGCGAGGCAGAAGCUCCUCAGCUGGUGGGAGCUUCACUACAAGUGGCCUUAUCCUUCGGAGUCGGAGAAGCUGGCGCUGGCGGAGACGACAGGGCUUGACCAGAAGCAGAUAAACAACUGGUUCAUCAACCAGAGGAAAAGGCAUUGGAAGCCGUCCGAGGAUAUGCAGUUCAUGGUGAUGGAUGGGCUGCAGCACCCCCAGGCUGGGCCGGGGCUUUACAUGGAGGGCCAUUACAUGGGUGAUGGGCCUUACAGAUUGGGGCCGUGACGACGUUGUUUUCGUCUCGGCUUCCUCUGCCUUGUGGUGUUGGUUGUGUUUUGAAUGAGAGCUGCUGCUGCUGCUGAUUUUGGUGAUUGGUGGUGUUUUGACAGCUGAAUCUUGUAUUUAUAUUGUUGUUAUUGGAUUGCUAGUUGUGUUAUUCUAUGAGAUUGGUGUGCAUAUAAUAAGUUUUAUUUGUUUA